AUGGCCACCCGCCGAAUCAUCUCCCAAGAGAAGACCCUCCUCGAGAAGGAUGACAGCAUUGGCUCCAGCCCAGCAGCAGAUGAGAAAUCCAAUAUUGCCCCGGCGGUCCCGACGUCCGUCAUCAUGAAACUGCUCGCCUUCACCCUCGGCAUGAUUGUGAUACCCAUCGGGUCAUACUUCGCCACAGUCGACUCAGUCUUCAACGGUAACUCAACCUACGCGGGUGCUCUCGCGGCCAUCAUGGCCAAUGUGGUGCUCAUAGGCUACAUUUUCGUGGCCAUGGCCGAGGAUCAGAGUGACCAGCAAGAAGGGGGAGGCCCAGGAGAUGGGAAGAAGGACCGGUGA
This is a messenger RNA of Chaetomium globosum CBS 148.51, 345 nucleotides long. RefSeq lists its product as uncharacterized. The coding region runs from base 1 to 345 and encodes 114 amino acids. The record is from RefSeq and is a predicted model, not a curated record. Gene Ontology annotation, biological process: vacuolar proton-transporting V-type ATPase complex assembly. Gene Ontology annotation, cellular component: endoplasmic reticulum membrane. Lineage: Eukaryota; Fungi; Ascomycota; Sordariomycetes; Sordariales; Chaetomiaceae. The transcript has 3 exons.